UGUUUCCUUAUCAAAUAAUAAAAAUUUACACCAACAAUACAUACUCAGAAAAAUUACAACGACUCAUAAAUUAUGAUUACAAUUCACCUACUAUAUAAGCUCGAUGAUUAGUUCAUUCUCCCAUUAUUGUCGUUUUUUUCGUUCUGAAGUCAAAGUGAUUUGGAAAUUCGUAUCAUCAUGAAUUCGCUGAAGGUAAUUUUGUCGUGCAGCUUGUUAUUAGCUUCUGCAUAUGGUUCGCCGACAUACGGGCGAGACGACCCUACAUCAGAAUGCAAUGUGACGUUUCCAGUACUGAGAAAUCUUCGUGAAGUAUUUGCUGACAGCAUGUUCUCCGGUAACAAUAAUAUCAUAGUUAGUCAACAGGAAAAAUGUCAUUUGAAUUGCCGCCUUCAGAAAACUGGUAUCUUUGACGAAAACAGUAAUGUACGAAACGGAUUAGAAUUAGUCGACGAGAUUAAUGAUGUACGAGUAGGAAGACAAGCAGCAUCGGCAAAAUACACCGAUAUACAGGUCCUUCAAAUGUACAAUAUCAUAGCAUCAACCAAAACGAUUGAAGAUAAAUGUCAAAAAGCUUACGAAUUUACAUACCGUUUCAUGGAGAGUUUUGCAUUGGUGGGAACAGCAAAAGUGUUGGAGGGAAUGCCCAGUUUAAAACUUAAAAUUUACAACGCCAUUGAAACUGGACAAGAAGUAGCCGGUGGUCUGAAGAAGAUGUUAACGGAAUACGAGCGAACCGCACAAACAAAACGUCUAGAAUAUUUAUUCUAGUAAGAUGAUUACAUUUAAACAAUGUAAUAUUUGAUAAAUUUUCUACGAGGUUUAACUUGUUAGACAUGCGAUAAAUACAUAUAAGUAGCUUGAAUGACGUUAAA
Planococcus citri (citrus mealybug) is the source of this 872-nucleotide messenger RNA. RefSeq lists its product as uncharacterized. The transcript has 8 exons. The record is from RefSeq and is a predicted model, not a curated record. NCBI's taxonomy places the organism in Eukaryota, Metazoa, Arthropoda, Insecta, Hemiptera, Pseudococcidae. Gene Ontology annotation, molecular function: odorant binding. Bases 178 to 768 code for a protein of 196 amino acids.